CAGUGGCAGCUGCAUGCGCUGUCUCUGCAAAGACCGUAUUUUUCACUCCAUAAGACGCACCUAGUUUUUAGGAGGAAAACAAGAAAAAAAUACUCUGGACGAAACAGUGGAUGUAUGAUUUUUGUGGUUCAUGCUGUGGCCACAGACAUGUGAUUUGAUGAGCAGCUGUGGCCCCUUGGAUGAUGUUCCGUAAAGAUCGUUGCGGUCUUUGCUCAUCAUAAAAGCCAAAUCCUGUGCCUCGGAAUCGCUGGAGAUUGGCGUUUGUUUGCUAGGCUUCAGGGACUGUACAUGAACUCAGAAUGACGACUGUAAUCCGGACUUUAAGGGCUUUGCGGUUAGAGGCCUUCUCCGGACUCCUUCCCAGGACUUGUGGCUUCCACACAUCCACCCGGCAGUCCAACUCCAACCGGACAUCCAUCGCUUGUGUGGCCCGGCAGAAGUAUGCCCGGCUCUAUCCAGUGUUGCUGGUCAGGCCUGACGGUUCUACAUUCUAUAUCCGUUACAAGGAGCCAAGGCAGAUCCUUUCGAUACCUGUGGACAUCAACACGCUGCCUGACGCCGAAAGGAGAGCCCGCUUGCGGAAACGGGAUACCUCCAAGCUUAAACCAAAAGAGGAGACACGUUUCGAAGACGACUUUAAAUUGGACGAUUACAGAAAGUUUUGGAAAAAGAAAUGAGAUCCGCCACCCAGGGUGGAAAAUCAGUCACAAUCAGAGACUUAAUUUUACAUUUUAAGUUGUAAAAAUGUCCACAAAUAAAGAGAUGUCUUCUGUU
Messenger RNA from Podarcis raffonei (Aeolian wall lizard), 774 nucleotides. It is a transcript of the gene MRPL55, whose product is annotated as mitochondrial ribosomal protein L55. Gene Ontology annotation, cellular component: mitochondrial large ribosomal subunit. The transcript is spliced from 4 exons. The coding region runs from base 300 to 677 and encodes 125 amino acids. Gene Ontology annotation, molecular function: structural constituent of ribosome. The record is from RefSeq and is a predicted model, not a curated record. NCBI's taxonomy places the organism in Eukaryota, Metazoa, Chordata, Lepidosauria, Squamata, Lacertidae. Gene Ontology annotation, biological process: translation.